AUGCAUGAGUCUGUCGAUGCAUUCGGACUCAUCUUACCAGAGCAUGAUCCGUCCUCCGAAGACGACGACGAAGACUUGAAACCGAGAAUACCGCAUUUGGGGAAUAUACCAGGCGCCGCAUCCCAAUCUGCUACCAUAUUGCAACGCGCUGGCAUCAUGAUAAGCGAUUCAGCUAUACAAGAGCACAUUGCGUCUGGUCGCGGACAAGACGCGUUGGCUUGUCAGCUGCCGUUCAGGGUUCCAGAUCUGCAGGACAUGCGCAAGUUCAUGGAGAAGCUGCGAAAGCUAAGGCGACCUCAGCCAGCAGCUGUCAAGAGCAGAGGGAGACGCAAGUCACCUUCGUUGAGUGACAGAGACCCUAUAGUCGGCAUAGGAAAAAUGUACGGCAGUACUAAGCCCCACCUUGUCGAGAGUGACAGAGACAGCGAUUCUGACGCAAUGGAUGUAGAUCCGCAACCACGAACAGUGCUGCAACGAAUCGUGAAGAAGUUCCACAUGGAAGAUAACCCUGAGCAACAGCUUGUGAUGAAAAUAUUCGACGAUCACCAUGAGCGGGGCAUGUGGAGGGAUGAGCAACUAUUGAUGUAUAUCGCGGGUGUUGGCGGGACAGGCAAGAGCCACGUCAUACAGGCCAUGACGACGUAUCUCGGAAUGCAAGAUCACGGAGAAUGGCUCUUGAUAGCUGCACCUACUGGUAUUGCGGCGGUACUUGUCAAUGGGUAUACCAUACACGCGUUGACCUAUCUGAACGUGGGGGGUGGGGGUAAAGAUGAUAGUUAUUCAGAGUUGUCGCCGGAGAAGAAGAAGGCUGUCGAAGAGAUCUGGCGACGUGUUAGGUAUCUUGUCAUUGAUGAAGUAUCCAUGAUCUCAGCUACACAACUGACCUAUAUAUCCCGUAGGUUGAAGGAGGCACGUAGCAAUGUACCAGGCGGCGAUCGUCCGUUCGGUGGAAUCAAUAUCAUCGCCACAGGCGACUUCGGGCAGUUGGAACCUGUGGGUGGUAGAGCUUUGUUUCAUACCAGCCUUGUCAAUCGCCUCGAUGAUAACGCUGGUAUGACUGACCGCAAGCAGUUCGCUCUUCACGGAGCCUAUCUCUGGCGGUUGUUUGAUACUGUGGUCGAGCUAAAGAAGAUCGUUCGUCAGCAGGACGACCCAUCUUACGGUGAAAUGCUUAGUCGGAUCAGACUCGGUCACGCUACUACGUGUGGCCCAGGUGGUGUCAUGGAGGGUUCAGAUUACCAUACCAUCUCCGAGCGCACUUUAGACUCGAUACGAGUCAGUAAACGAGAAUCUUUGGACAAGUUCGAAGACUCGCCUAUCAUAGUCGGGGACCGCGUCAGCCGCGAUGCCCUGAACCUGCGUCUUGUUCACACAAAAGCUAUGCAUCGUGGUAUCCAGCCGGUGUUCUUGUGUGCCAAGGAUAAGCGAUCAGGGUCCAAGGAUCCGCUGUCGGGACCACUCGCAAAGGCAGCGAUCCUGCUUCCUCCUGGUAAAGUUGAUGUUAUGGGGUGCAUACCAUACUUCCCCGGGAUGCGAGUGAUGAUAACAGAGAACCUGGCUAUGUGCCACAAGGCGGUUAACGGCCGCGAAGGCGUAUUGCGCAAAGUGGUGGUCGAGAAGGGGAUGGACGAGAUGCUUCACGCAGUAUGCGCGUUCGUCGAAGUCGAGGGUGUGGGGCCUGUAUACCCAGGUCUACCGGAUGACAUCAUUCCAGUAUUCCCUUCGCGUACCACACAUAAGUUUUGGUCUGGGUACGCAGAAUGCUGGGUUAGUUUCGUGAGAGAGCAGAUUCCCUUGAUGCCAGCGUACGUCUAUACGGACUACAAGGCACAGGGAAGAUCCCUCGAUACGGUCAUUGUAGACCUAGCGAGCACUUCGAAACCACAGGGUAGGUAUGUCAUGUUGUCUAGAGUGAAGACGCUCGACGGGUUGGCUGUUCUGCGGCCGUUCUCAUCUGAGUGUUUUAGUAGACCGUUGCAGAGGUAUAUCAAGAAUGAGAUGAAUCGCAUUUCAGGGCUUGCUAUAUUGACGGCAUCCAGACUAGGAGAGCAAGCUGAAGACGAUACAGAGUUUGCGGACGACUUCGGACUAGAAACCGGCGCCGUUCGAUGUCGAGCGGAAGACGCUAUGUCUGUGGACGCAGAUGUAAACUGCACAGACAGCGCUAACGAGGACUCUAUGAUAGAUGAUGAUGCAUAUUACAGUACCGAGAGCGAUGAAGGAGAGUCCGACUAUGAGGAGGACUACAUGGUGGUAGAGGAAGAGUUGUGA
Molecule: messenger RNA, 2271 nt
Organism: Peniophora sp. CBMAI 1063
Lineage: Eukaryota; Fungi; Basidiomycota; Agaricomycetes; Russulales; Peniophoraceae
Source: the annotation of a GenBank genome assembly